Messenger RNA from Carica papaya (papaya), 2324 nucleotides. Its product is annotated as zinc finger CCCH domain-containing protein 63-like. Gene Ontology annotation, molecular function: metal ion binding; protein binding. NCBI's taxonomy places the organism in Eukaryota, Viridiplantae, Streptophyta, Magnoliopsida, Brassicales, Caricaceae. The record is from RefSeq and is a predicted model, not a curated record.
UGACGCGAUCUCUCUGCUCCUUUCUUUUUCUUCUCCACUCUCGUUUUCUCAAGACGGAGAAAAUACCAAACCCCGACUAUAGACCCCAAUUAUUCAUCAAUCACCAAUUUAACAGUCGGCAAAUCCUAUAAAUUUUGUAACAGAGAUACAUUCAAGAUUGAUUCUUGUUUCUUUUUCUUCUUGAGUGCGAAGUAAGCGAGGGAGGAAGGAAGCUAGGGUUUCUGUGAUAUUUUCUUUUCGCUUCAUGAUUAGGAUCUAUUAUACUAUUAUUUAUCGAUUCGAUCCCCGAUUCAAAGCUUCUCCAACUUUAGAUUUUAGGCUCAUCUCAUCAUUAUUUCCGUUGAUAGUAAUAUAAUUGAGAAUUGAAUCAUGGAUUUAGAUGGACAAGGAGGGGGUAAGCGCGUGUUCCACCGGCUCGGUGGACAACCGGCGCCAGCAGCGGGCACCAAGGGAAAAGUGUGCUUCCAUUGGAGGGCGGGCAAGUGCAGUAGACAUCCUUGUCCAUAUCUGCAUAGGGAAUUGCCGCCACCGAACCCGGCAGCAGCCGUCGUAAACGGGUCGGCUCCCAAGCGGUUCGCUGAUGAUUCCGGGUUUUCAGGUCGGGGUCAUAGGAGAAGCCCGGGGUUUAAUGCCAAUAAUACCUGGGGUAGAGUUGGCGGGAACAGGGCGGUGAGGAAAGCGGAGAAAGUAUGUAACUAUUGGGUGCAAGGGAAGUGUGACUAUGGCGACGAGUGUCGGUUUUUACAUUCCUGGAGUUUAGGGGACAGUUUCUCAUUGUUGACCCAGCUCGAAGGCCACAAGAAGCUUGUUAGUGGGAUUUCUUUGCCGUCUGGCUCGGAUAAGCUUUACACAGGGAGUAAAGAUGAAACAGUGAGAGUCUGGGAUUGUGCAUCCGGACAGUGUAUGCAUAUAAUCAAUCUUGGUGGUGAAGUUGGUUGCAUGAUUAGUGAAGGCCCUUGGGUAUUUGUUGGUAUGCCAAAUUUUGUCAAGGCAUGGAACAUCCAAACUUCCUCUGACCAGAGUCUCAGUGGACCUGCUGGGCAGGUUUAUGCUUUAGUUGUGGGUAAUGAUUUGCUGUUUGCUGGUACACAGGAUGGUGCUAUAUUGGCUUGGAGAUUUAGUGUUGUCACCAACUCCUUUGAACCAGCGGCAUCACUUACGGGCCACAGCCUUGCUGUUGUCUCAUUAAUUGUAGGAGCUAAUAAGCUUUACUCUGGUUCUAUGGAUCAUUCUAUAAGAGUGUGGAGCCUUGAAACUUUGCAAUGUAUACAGACACUUAUGGAGCAUACUUCAGUUGUUAUGUCCCUUCUUUGCUGGGAUCAAUUUCUAUUAUCAUGUUCCUUGGAUCAAACAAUUAAGGUAUGGGUAGCUACAGAAAGUGGAAACCUGGAAGUUACAUACACCCACAAUGAGGAACAUGGAUUGCUUGCCCUCUGUGGCAUGCAUGAUUUGGAAGCCAAGCCUGUAUUGCUGUGCGCUUGCAAUGACAAUUCUGUACGCGUCUAUGACUUGCCAUCGUUUUCAGAGAAAGGUAAAAUUUUUGCUAAACAAGAGAUACGCGCCAUCCAAGUAGGUCCAGGUGGCCUGUUUUUCACUGGCGAUGGAACUGGUCUAGUGAGAGUAUGGAAAUGGUCAGCAGAACCAACUGCUACUUCCUAAGACCAGCACUGAUGUCCGUGCUGUUAUGUUUCACCAUAUUUUGUAUUUUUUGAAGGGUAAUGCCGCCAAUUUCAGUUUGCGGGAGGAAUUAGAAGUUGAGAAUGUCAGUUUUGAGUUUCUAGCUCUAGAUAUUCAGCAGCAUCAAGCCCUUUAUUACCUUGCAGUAUGCUGUAGUAUCGUGUAGCUCUCUUCUUGGCCUCUGAAUACAUGACAUAAGACAACAACAAAUCUAAGAUAUAGUUGACCUUAUAUUAGUGAGGUUCGUUCAUUGAUCAGUACCUAUUUUCGCGGAAGUCUUGACCUUCUGCUUCUCCUUUGCUGGAAUUAACAUGAAAUGUUAAAAUUGUUUGGGAGUUUUGGAGAGUUGAGUCUGCCAGGGUUGAAGUGAAGGCCAGUAUGUGAAGGGAAGCAGUGAGGGUAGAAGUAGUGUAUAUAGAUUGGGAAGGGAGGAUUCGAUGGGCUGUGUUUCAUUAUCAUUUUCAGCAUGCUGCUUACGGAUUAAGUGAAAGAAGACGAGAAGAGAUGGUGGUACAUACUACUUUCUUGUACUGUUUUGAGUGUAGCCUUUACUAAGGAGUUUGGAUUUGGAAACGUAGAAUAAUUUGGUUGUAACCUUAAACUUGUUAUAUCUUUUAAGUCAAUAUAAUUUGAUUGUGGCUGUACCA